AUGUCAUCACUCAGCGACAGUGGCACCUACACCUGUAUCGCCUCCACCCCCAGCGGAGAGGCGUCCUGGAGGGCGCACCUGGACGUGCAAGAGUUCGGGGCCCCAGUGCAGCCCAACAGACCCACAGACCCCGCCCUCAUCCCAUCCCCCCCCUCCAAGCCCGAGGUCACCGACGUCACCCGCACCUCCGUCACGUUGUCAUGGAAACCCAAUCUCUCCGGAGCCACGCCCACCUCCUACGUGGUGGAGGCCUUCAGCCACGCCUCCGGCAGCAGCUGGCAGACCCUGGCGGAGCACGUGAAGACGGAGAGCCUGGUGCUGAAGGGGCUGAGGCCCAGUGCCGUGUACCUGUUCCUGGUCAGAGCCGCCAACGCAUACGGCCUCAGCGACCCCAGCCACAUCGCAGACGCCAUCAAGACCCAAGACAUCCCCCCGACCAGCCAAGGCGUGGACCACCGGCAGAUCCAGACGGAGCUGGGAGACGUUCUCAUCCACCUCCACAACCCGUCCAUCCUGUCCUCCUCCUCCGUGCGGGUGCAGUGGACGGUGGAGCAGCAGUCCCCGUACAUCCAGGGGUAUAAGGUGCUGUUCCGGGCGUCUCCAGCAGAGGGCCACCGGAGCGACUGGUCCGUGCUGGAAGUGCGCACGGCGGCCGAGGACAGCGCCGUUGUUCCACAUCUGCGGAAAGGCGUCACCUACGAGUUCAAGGUGCGGCCCUUCUUCAACGAGUUCCAAGGCACAGACAGCGACGUGAAGGUCGGCAGGACGCUGGAGGAAGCCCCCAGCGCCCCGCCCCGGGACGUCACAGUGACAGAGAGCGGAGACAACGGGACGGCGGUGCUGGUCGCCUGGCAACCACCUCCGGCCGACCAGCGCAACGGCAUGGUGCUGGAGUACAAGGUAAAGAUAGAUAGAUAG
Messenger RNA from Knipowitschia caucasica, 918 nucleotides. NCBI's taxonomy places the organism in Eukaryota, Metazoa, Chordata, Actinopteri, Gobiiformes, Gobiidae. The record is from the annotation of a GenBank genome assembly.